AUGCUUGGCGGCCACGCUGCCAGGUGCGGACCGCGGGCGGGCGGCGGGGAGCGGGCCGGGGGGCGUGCUGGUGAGCGGUGCCGGGUGGUGCCGGACGAAGGGCCAUCGCUCCUCGCUGAGCCCGCGCCCCCCUCCCGCUGUCCCGCGGCGCGGGGCCAUGAGCCGGGCGGAGGCCGAGCCCUGCUCCCGGGCGCUGGCGCAGGCCCGCGUGUACCUGGGGCAGCCUGCGGAGCCGCGUCAGCCCGGCGGGCCCCGAGGGCGGCGGGGGCGGCGGACUACCUGGUGGAGGCGGCGCGGCAGCUGCGGCUGGCGCUGGAGCGGGACGUCAGCGAGGACUACGAGGAGGCCUUCAACCACUACCAGAACGGCGUGGACGUGCUGCUCCGCGGCGUGCAGGUGGACCCCAAUAAGGAGCGUCGGGAGGCCGUGAAGCGGAAGAUCACACAGUACCUGAGGCGCGCCGAGGAAAUCUUCAACUGCCACCUCCAGCGGGCUGCAGGGGGUGGCAACACCACUGCCACGGGCUAUAGCAGCCUGCGCUUCCGGCCCAUCAGGACGCUGAGCUCAGCAGUGGAGAACCUGAGACGGUGUAAGGUUGUGGGAGUGAUUGAUAAGGUGCAGAUCGUCCAGGAUCCAGCCACUGGUGGGACCUUUAUACUUAAGAGCCUCCCCAAAUCCCAUGUUGAGACCCGUGAACGACAGACCAUCAUCCCUCAUGGGGUCCCCUUCAUGGUCAAGCUGUUGUGCUACUAUGUGAGUGAGGACUCCAUCUUCCUCCACCUGGAGCACGUGCAGGGGGAGACACUGUGGUCUCACCUCCGCUCCAAGUACUGCGUCCAGGAGGACUCUGAUUCAAACACCAUUCAAGCCCUGAGGGACCGUGGCAGAGAGGAUGGUGUGGGAACCUCCCAGGGUAGCAGCCAAGCUUGGCUAGGCAGUGGCCUCCCAGGCUCUGUGACCCACCAAAACACUGAUGCUUCACUACCUCAGGAGCAGUCCCUUGGGCCCACAGACCCCAGCUCAGGAAACCACCACCAGCUUCUCCUGGCUCCUGCCAGCAGCAUGAGGGCAGCACCUGGAGGACAGGAUCCAAGCAUGACUGUGUCUGGUGUCGUGGACUAUUUUCCAUCAGCCAAAUGCCCUGGCCACCUCGCUGGCCAGGGCCUGGUUGUCUACCUCUGGGAUGAUCUAACCAGCAGCACAGGCUGCGUAUCAGAGAGAACAGCCUCCCAGCAAGACUCCAGGCUUCCCCAGGCCCUUGCCCCUGGAUCAAAAAGAAGGGUCCAGCCAGGGGCAGGGGAACCACUGUCUCAGAAAGUGUCUGAGGUCUCCGGGGCUCAGCCUCUCCUGAUCUUGGGUCAGAGGCAGCUUCCUGCACGAGUUGCCCUGUCCAGCUCUGGCAAGCCCUGUGGGCCUGACCCAGCAGCGUGGGAGCCCUCACGAGAAGCAAGCUUGACCUGUGGCCAGCUCAGCAAGCAGCAACCAUCAGGACCAUGCAGGGCUUUGGCUUCCCACAGGCAGAACCAGAGAGCGUGGGCUGUGAAGGAGGAGCAGGUGCAGCUGUGGGCAGCAGAAAUCCUCCUGGCCUUAGAGGGACUUCACCAACAGGGUGUAUUGUGCCGGGACCUCAACCCCAGGAACCUGCUGCUUGAUGCAGCUGGUCAUGUCCGUCUCACCUUCUUUGGCCAGUGGACUGAGGUGGAGCCCCAAUACUGCAGCCAGGCACGGGAAGAGCUGUACAGUGCUCCAGAAGUUGGGGGGAUCAUGGAGCCCACUGAAGCAGCUGACUAUUGGAGCUUUGGCUCGCUCUUGUAUGAAUUGCUGACAGGAGUGCCACUCUCACAAAACCAUCCGGCGGGAAUUCAGCCUCACACCCAGCUACAUCUGCCACAGGGGCUCAGCCUGGCUGCUACAUCGCUGCUCACCGAGCUCCUGCAGUACAAUCCAAAGCAGCGCUUGGGCUCCGGAGGAGGUGGCAUGGCCAAGCUGAAGUCCCACUCCUUCUUCAGCACUGUCCCCUGGAACAAGCUGGUGGGCUAGGCAGGCUGUGCUUCCCUUAGGGAGCUGGGCACCGAUCCUCUGUCCAUGGCACUUGUGAACCCAGGUGGCACUGGCAGCUCUGCCUGCUGGGGAGAGUUUGCCUCAAGGGCUGCCCUGGGCUGGGGUACACAUGAAGUUUUGCAGCCUUACAUGGCCUGUCUCUGCUGCAGGCUGGGCCAGGCUGUCUUCUCAUCCAGGUCCUCCCUAGUGGGAAAGGGAGCCCAGGUGCUCACCCCCAGGGAGAGACCAUGUGCCCCUUCUGGGGCAUCCCUUGCUCAGCUUAGCACCACACCCUGGAACUCCUCAUUUUUUCUCUCUGCUGCUACCACAGUGACCUUCCUGCUCUGUUAUUUUUUGUGGCUUUCAAAUGCAGCCCCCCUGGGUACUGCUGGCUGGAGCCCAAGCUCUCUGCCCAUCCCUUACUGCAUGUCUGUGUGUGUGGGUAAUGCCUGCUGCAGGAGAUGGGAGGGAACCCUCUGCUCUUCUCCCCCUCACCCUCUGAAAAAAUAAACCACUCAUUAUUG
This is a messenger RNA of Manacus vitellinus (golden-collared manakin), 2564 nucleotides long. It is a transcript of the gene RPS6KL1, whose product is annotated as ribosomal protein S6 kinase like 1. NCBI's taxonomy places the organism in Eukaryota, Metazoa, Chordata, Aves, Passeriformes, Pipridae. Gene Ontology annotation, biological process: protein phosphorylation. Gene Ontology annotation, molecular function: ATP binding; protein kinase activity. The transcript has 10 exons. Bases 1 to 2040 code for a protein of 679 amino acids. The record is from RefSeq and is a predicted model, not a curated record.